Cebus imitator (Panamanian white-faced capuchin) is the source of this 2784-nucleotide messenger RNA. Its product is annotated as toll-like receptor 2. NCBI's taxonomy places the organism in Eukaryota, Metazoa, Chordata, Mammalia, Primates, Cebidae. The transcript has 2 exons. The record is from RefSeq and is a predicted model, not a curated record. Gene Ontology annotation, biological process: immune response; inflammatory response; toll-like receptor signaling pathway. Gene Ontology annotation, molecular function: triacyl lipopeptide binding; transmembrane signaling receptor activity; protein binding. Gene Ontology annotation, cellular component: membrane. The coding region runs from base 214 to 2568 and encodes 784 amino acids.
CAUGGAGUGCGGCGCGAGGUCCAGUGUUUCCUCCCGCUGCGGGGCGGCGCGUGCCCAGUGGAAGGGGCGGUUCCCGGACCACAGGAAGGGGAGCCAGGUCGCGCGGACUUUCCCUUUUGCCUACUUCCCAGUCUCGGGCAGGCGGGCUCGGAGGUGGCGAGAAAGCGCAGCCUGGCUGCGGCUCGGGGUCGUCCCAGAUUGAAUCACUGGACAAUGCCACAUACUUUGUGGAUGGUAUGGGCCUUGGGGGCCAUCAUCAGCCUCUCCAAGGAAGAAUCCUCCGAUCAGGCAUCUCUGUCUUGUGACCACAAUGGUAUCUGCAAGGGCAGCUCGGGAUCUUUAAACUCCAUUCCCUCAGGGCUCACAGCAGCUGUAAAAAGCCUUGACCUGUCUAACAACAGGAUCACCUACAUUAGCAACAGUGACCUACAGAAGUGUGUGAACCUCCAGACUCUGGUGCUAACAUCUAAUGGAAUUAACAGAAUAGAGGAAGAUUCUUUUUCUUCCCUUGGCAGUCUUGAACAUUUAGACUUAUCCUAUAAUUACUUAUCUAAUUUAUCAUCCUCCUGGUUCAAGCCCCUUUCUUCUUUGACAUUCUUAAACUUACAGGAGAAUCCUUACAAAAUCCUUGGGGAAACAUCUCUUUUUUCUCAUCUCACAAAAUUGCGAAUCCUGAGAGUAGGAAAUAUGGACACCUUCACUAAGAUUCAAAGAAAAGAUUUUGCUGGACUUACCUUCCUUGAGGAACUUGAGAUUGAUGCUUCAAAUCUACAGAGUUAUGACCCAAAAAGUUUGAAGUCAAUUCAGAACGUAAGUCAUCUGGUCCUUCAUAUGAAGCAGCAUACUUUACUGUUGGAGAUUUUCGUAGAUAUUACAAGUUCCGUGGAAUAUUUGGAACUGCAAGAUACUGAUUUGGACACUUUCCAUUUUUCAGAACUAUCCACUGGUGAAACAAAUUCAUUGAUUAAAAAGUUUACAUUUAGAAAUGUGAAAAUCACCGAUGAAAGUUUGUUUCAAGUCCUGAAACUUUUGAAUCAGAUUUCUGGACUGUUAGAAUUAGAGUUUGAUGACUGUACCCUUAAUGGAGUUGGUAAUUUUAGAGCACCUGAUAAUGGCAGAGCUAUAGAUCCAGGUAAAGUGGAGACGUUUACAGUCCGGAGGCUGCAUAUUCCACAGUUUUACCUAUUUUAUGAUCUGAGUACUUUAUAUUCACUCACAGAAAGAGUUAAAAGAAUCACAGUAGAAAACAGUAAAGUUUUUCUGGUUCCUUGUUCACUUUCACAACGUUUAAAAUCAUUAGAAUACUUGGAUCUCAGUGAAAAUUUGAUGGUUGAAGAACAGUUGAAAAAUUCAGCCUGUGAGGAUGCCUGGCCCUCUCUGCAAACUUUAAUUUUAAGGCAAAAUCACCUGGCAUCAUUGGAAGAGACCGGAAAGACUUUGCUUACUCUGAAAAACUUGAUCAACCUUGAUGUCAGUAAGAAUAGUUUUCAUUCUAUGCCUGAAACUUGUCAGUGGCCAGACAAGAUGAAAUAUUUGAACUUAUCCAGCACGCGAAUACACAGUGUAACAGGCUGCAUUCCCAAGACACUGGAAAUUUUAGAUGUUAGCAACAACAACCUCAAUUUAUUUUCUUUGCAUUUGCCGCAACUGAAAGAACUUUAUAUUUCCAGAAAUAAGUUGGCGACUCUACCAGAUGCCUCCCUCUUACCUGUGUUACUAGUGUUGAAAAUCAGUAAGAAUACAAUAAAUAUGUUUUCUAAGGAGCAACUUGACUCUUUUCACACACUGAAGACUUUGGAAGCUGGUGGCAAUAAUUUCAUUUGCUCCUGCGAAUUCCUCUCCUUCACUCAGAAGCAGCAAGCAUUGGCCAAAGUUCUGAUCGAUUGGCCAGAAAACUACCUGUGUGACUCUCCAUCCCAUGUGCGUGGCCAGCGGGUUCAGGAUGUCCGCCUCUCGGUGUCAGAAUGCCACAGGGUGGCACUAGUGUCUGGUAUGUGCUGUGGCCUGUUCCUGCUGAUCCUACUCACAGUGUGUCUGUGCCACCGUUUCCACGGCCUGUGGUACAUGAAAAUGAUGUGGGCCUGGCUGCAGGCCAAAAGGAAGCCCAGGAAAGCUCCCAACAGGGACAUCUGCUAUGAUGCGUUUGUUUCUUACAGUGAGCGGGAUGCCUACUGGGUGGAGAACCUUAUGGUCCAGGAGCUGGAGAACUUCAACCCCCCUUUCAAGUUGUGUCUUCAUAAGCGGGACUUCAUUCCUGGCAAGUGGAUCAUUGACAAUAUCAUUGACUCCAUUGAAAAGAGCCACAAAACUGUCUUUGUACUUUCUGAAAACUUUGUGAAGAGUGAGUGGUGCAAGUAUGAACUGGACUUCUCCCAUUUCCGUCUUUUUGAUGAGAACAAUGAUGCCGCCAUUCUUGUUCUUCUGGAGCCCAUUGAGAAAAAAGCCAUCCCCCAGCGCUUCUGCAAGCUACGGAAGAUAAUGAACACCAAGACCUACCUCGAGUGGCCCACAGACGAGGCCCAGCAGGAAGGGUUUUGGGUAAAUCUGAGAGCUGCGAUAAAGUCCUAGGUUCCUACAUUUAAGGCCAGUCUUUGUCUAGUUGGAGUCUUUAUACCACUAGUUGUAGUCUUUAUACCACUAGUUGUAAUUAAGUUCAUUCAGACAUAAUUAUAUAAAAACUACAUGGAUGAAGCUGGAAACCAUCAUUCUCAGCAAACUAACACAAGAACAGAAAACCAAACACCACAUGUUCUCACUCGUAAGUGGGAGGUGAACAAUCAGAAC